Messenger RNA from Iphiclides podalirius (scarce swallowtail), 516 nucleotides. The record is from the annotation of a GenBank genome assembly. Lineage: Eukaryota; Metazoa; Arthropoda; Insecta; Lepidoptera; Papilionidae.
AUGCUACGAACAUUUGGAAUGUUCUGCGGACAAGUUUCGACGGGUUCUGCCCUUUCAUCCAUUCCGCAUUCGUACCAACGUCUUAAGGGGGAAGAGAAACAGUCGCAACAUCUAUACGAAAACAACAAAAACAACAACAACAACAACGACAACGACAACAACAACAACAACGAAGACGACAACAACAGCACAUCGAUGCUGGCCACGGCGGCAGUGCACCGGCUCGCCUCGGCAGCGCCGCCGCGUAAACAACGCGAGGGCGCGAGGCGCGGCGGCCGCCGGUGCAACGCACGGCUCAAUACAAAUUCCUCAGAUAACGCGAGGCCCACUAUACUCACUCUAAGCGGCACAGGCCGCGCGGCCGUUUCCCGCACGCGCGCGAACGCUCCCCGGCAGGAGGACGUGCGCGCCACAUUCGGAAACCCGUUACGCGGGUGCAGCUACAUAUUCCAAAGCGGGCCGACGACGGCCCCGGCAACGGUACUCGCGCCUCGGUGCCCGCCGGUGCCCCGCGAA